GAGUUGUGCCUUGAUUCUGGAUGAUCCACAUGGUUCGUUGUUGUUUUUUAAAUCACCCCCUUUGUAGUUUAAUGGGCAUUCCCAUUGCUUUUUGUGCCUCUCUCUAAAAAGCAUUGACGUGGAAAGAAGAAGCAGCAGGGGGGUGGAGGGACUGCAGCUCUUCUAAAAAUACGGAGGGCAUGCAGGAGUGCGAGCAAGCUGGGGAGGAGGAGGAGGGUGUGAGAGUGCCUCACACCAUGUUUUCUGGAUGCCAGCUGGGUGCAGUUUUGGAAAUGUUCCUCCUGUGAAUGGAGGCACCAUGAACAUUUGGGAAGUGAUCCUGGCUUUCUUGAUUGUGGUGCUCAUCCUUGUAUCGUUGCUGUCCAAUGUGUUGGUGCUGAUCUGCUUUCUGUAUAGCGCUGAUAUCCGCAAGCAAGUCCCCGGAUUGUUUAUCCUCAACCUGACCUUCUGCAACUUGUUGAUGACUGCUUUGAACAUGCCUCUCACUCUGGCUGGGAUCAUUUACAAGAAACCACCUGGAGGAGAACAGCUUUGCCACAUAGUGGGGUUUUUAGAGACUUUCUUGACUACCAACUCCAUGCUGAGCAUGGCAGCUCUCAGCAUUGACCGGUGGAUAGCAGUGGUAUUUCCUCUAAACUACCAUUCCAAGAUGCGUUACAAAGAUGCUGCCCUCAUCCUCAGCUACACGUGGUUACACUCAGUAUCUUUCCCCAUUGUGGCAACUUCUCUUUCUUGGGUAGGGUUCCACCACCUUUAUGCCUCUUGCACCCUGUACAACAAGAAACUGGAGGAGAGGACCCAGUUUAUGAUUUUCACAGGGAUCUUUCAUUCCUUUAGCUUUCUGCUCUCUCUCAUAGUCUUGUGCUUCACAUAUCUGAAAGUGCUGAAGGUGGCACGCUUUCACUGUAAAAGGAUUGACGUGAUUACUAUGCAGACCCUUGUGCUUCUUGUGGACAUCCAUCCCAGGAGUCCAUGCUCCAUUCCCAAACGCAAGAUCCACUUUGAUUUAUCCUAUGCUUAUCCUUUCAAGAGCUUCUUGUCAGCUUGCAAACCAAGAAUUCUGUAUCCCUGGCUUGCCAGCUUUCUCUGCGGAUUACUAGAAUUGUCAUCAAUAGUUCCUAUCAAUGCUCACUGGGGAGUUAUUUCUAAGUGCUUGGCCUAUAGUAAAGCUGUUUCAGAUCCCUUUGUGUAUUCUUUGUUACGACACCAGUACAAGAAAACGUGGAAAGACAUAAUAAAUAAGAUGUUGAAAAGAGGCUCAAUAAAUUCAUCAGCUCUCACAAGUGAAUCACAAAGUCGACAUUUUUUGCAAGGGAACGAAUGAAGAGGCAAGAACUAUUUUUGAAAAUGUAGCAUAAAGCUGAUGGACAAGCUGAGGAAUGAUAGGCAGGAAUCAUCAGCUGACAAUAUUUUGGAAAGCCUGCCUGUUAAGUGUUCAGCAAUUUAGGUAAUUAAUUUGAAAUCAAAGUUGGAUGCCUUUUAAUUCUGAUAUACAAUAUAGCCUACUACAAGAUCUCCUUCAGUUCCAUGAAAUAUGUCCAUUCAUAUCCACAAAGACAUAAGCUUGUCUUUAUUUAAACGUGGAUUUGGUAUGAAUUAUAGUAAGGGAUGGCGAUUACAUACCUACCAACAUAAAAACACUGGACAACCUUGUGACACUUUUAUUAUGUGACGGCAAAUUGACACCUGCUAAAAUGUGAUUACAUAAACUACAUGAUCUAUUCUAAAUAUACAUGACUAUUCUUCCUAAGAUAUGGCUAUAUGAGGUCAUACUUAAUUGCACAUAAACCUGUUGGGUGGGAAUCAGAGUAUCUCUUCUAUAGAUCCUUAGUGUGAGGUACUGCUUUUGUUAUGUGCAAACACAAGAAAGGUAUUAUUAUUGGGCAAGGACCCUGCUCAUAUUUUUAAAGCGAUGCUAAUGCCCCUUACACACUAAAGCAUUUUCACACAUCAAAAGGGGGAUAUCAUGCGAAUUUCAAGUAUUAACUACACUGCUUCAUUAUUUUCAGUUAAAACUAUAGAAGCUUUCAUGGUCCACCAUCUCAGUGGUUGUGAAGAACCACCAUUGUAUGAGAUAAUAUAUUCUGCAAUCUGCAUGUGUCCAUUGGAGGACAGGUGUAAUCUUUUCCUUCUGGUCUUUCUCAAUUGUGUGCUACACUGACAUCCCACAAGAGAGGAAGCUGUGUCACAUUUCACCUAAAUUGUUUCCAUAUUGCUAUGGUUUUCUGACUGUGAAAAAAAAAUAUACCUGAAGUGUUUUGCAUUAAUGUGAGUCUGCACAUUACACUGGCUAAAUACAGGCUGCUGGCAGUCUAGAAUGUAAUCUUCUUCACAAUGGGAGUCAUUGUGAACAUUGUGUUCUAUCUGGUCCUGAAGCCCUGAUUGACAGCUUCAAGAGGUGUGUAUAAAGAAAUGUUGUACAGGACUCCUUUGUCAGUGCUCAGAACUGGAUCAAAAUGUUUGCACAGGUUCGACACAGACGCUUCUAUGAGCUCACUGUAUUUGUUUAUGAAAGUAUUUAUGUUGAAAACAAUGUAUGAAAAAAAAAACAUGUUUAAGUUUGAAUCUACCAUCAAGUGAAUUGGAACAAUGUUAGACAUUUCUUUCCAGUAACUGGAAUGCUUAAACCAGAAGAAACAUUGGGAAUUUAUUAACACAUUUCGAGAAUAAUAAUAAGAAAACAUUCAAGCUGAGUAAUGUAAAAUGGAAGGAUGUAUUAUUCAGACUUCUGUUUAUUCUUUUCUUUCCUUUUUUGUGAGUUAUGUUGAGAUGUGGAAUUCUACUGAUGCUGAAUCCCCUUCACUUACUGGUAUUUCAUCUGUACCCAGUGUGCUAUUUGUGCGCAUCGAUCCACAUCAAAAAAGCUGGACAAGUUCAUUCUCUUUUUUCUGCACAAAUUUACGAAAUAAAAUUGCCACACCUAAAUAAGACCCUUUCUCACUGUUCUGUACAACUGUAUUUAAAAUUAGCUGCCAUUGUACAAAUAUUCCAGAAUAUGUAAUUCUUAGUUUAAGAUAUAGGAGUUCAGGCUUAGCUUUCUAUUCUGCCUGUUGAUUAUUAUUAUUAUUUUUUUGGUGCAUUGGUAAUUGGGGUUGGAAGGGAGGAAAUGGUUGGAUUUUAGAAUUAUAAUUGCAAGAAAAUUGUCUCUUAGGUAAAAAUAAAAACAAUCUAUUUGGGGGAAUAGAAAGUAUGGAUACAUGUAUACAGGGCAAUGAGAAAUCCAACAGAUAUAGGUAAUGGCAACAGUUUUCUCCCUUCUUUUUUCUUUGUGCCUAUAUGUAUCUAAGAAAGGGAGGGAG
Thamnophis sirtalis is the source of this 3299-nucleotide messenger RNA. The record is from RefSeq and is a predicted model, not a curated record. Lineage: Eukaryota; Metazoa; Chordata; Lepidosauria; Squamata; Natricidae.